GACGCAUUGGAGAUGCUCCAACUUGGACGGGGACACUCGCUCACCAAACCCUUGUUCGGGUGGAAUGUAAGGCAGAUCUUCACCCGACCCACGAGAGUUUCAGAUCCAGCCAGAACCCGUACAUUAUCCGUCCCCCACUUGCCUUCUUACUGCUCUCUUCCCUCUAUGAUAUGCAACACCCUUCGCUUCAACAAUGGGCACAGCUUAAAGCCUCUCUGGUUGUGGGUAGAAAUUUCAUUAGCUCAAGCGAUCCUUCUCCGCCUCAUCUUCGCUCUCAACCCGUACAUCUUCUAACUCGCAUUUCCCUUGCAAAAUGCUGUGACAGUGAGCGUGUUUUUUAAGCGAGCCGCCCGUGAACUGAAAUGGAACAGAAGUCGUGGAUUUGGAAGAAAAAAUCUGCCGUCGGUGGCGACUGUGGAAGGCGUUCCUCCUUUACCAGAAAUGCAGACGAUCUAGAGAUAAUUUUGAAAGGUAAAGCAGAACUGGAAAGGGAUAUUCAAAAGUUGAAUGAUAAGCUUUCUUCUGCUCUCUUAGAGUGUAAUGCUAAAGAUGAUUUUUCACAGAGACAGGCAAAGAUUGCACAGGAAGCAAUUGCAGGUUGGGAGAAAGCCGAGACAGAAGCACUAUAUAUGAAGCAAGAACUAGAAAAUGCAUUGUACCAAAUAGCAGCUGGAGACAAAAGAUUAGUUAGUUUAGAUUCAGCGCUAAAUGAAUGUAUGCAUCAGUUGCGUUCUGUCCAAAGAGAGCAAGAAAAGAGGAUCCGCAAUGCAGUGUUUGAAACAUCCAAAGAAUUUGAGAAAAGAAUACUUGCCUUAGAAGAAAACUUAUCAAAACUGGGGGCUGAAAAUACUCAGCUCAGUAAGGCCCUCCUAGGAAAGGAAAAAGUUAUUGAAAAUUUAAGUUCUCAAAGAGAUAAGGCAGAAAGAGAACUAAGUGCCCUUAUGACUAGACUAGAUUCUCUAGAGAAGGAGAAUGUGUCUCUUAAGUCUGAGGAAUGGGAAUCUGACCGUAGAUCAACAGAAGCUUCUCACAAGCAACACUUGGAGAACGUAAAAAGGAUCGCAAGAUUAGAAUCCGAAUGUCAAAGGCUGCGGCUUCUUGUUAGGAAGAGACUACCAGGCCCCGCUUCCAUGGCCAAGAUGAAGAACACAGGUGAAACGAGGCCAAAUCCUUCUAUGUUUGGGUCAAUGGAUUUCGCAUCAGAUGUUGGUCCCAACAAAAGAAUCCAGUUACUGAUAGAGCAGUUAUGCAUGCUGGAAGAAGAAAAUAGGAAUCUCAAAGAAGCCCUCCAUAGAAAUGCAAGAACAGAUAUAGGUGCUUGUGCAGUAGCUUCUGAGACAUCACAGGCUGAAGGACAAUUCAGUCAGAUUCCAACAGAUUGUUUAUCUGUACAACCGGCAGGGAAAUGUCUUCAAUCUGUCCAAGAACUCUGUGUUGUCUCACAGUCUGAUAUGGGUAGUGGCAAUAAAGCAAGCCGUGUUAAAAUGCAGUCAUGGACUCCAUUCUCUAAAAGCAUGGGAGCCUUUGACAUGAUGAAUCUGAUGGAUGACUUUGUAGAGAUGGAAAAGUUAGCAGUGGAGAAAACAGAUGAAGACUGUGUAUCAGAGAUUUUGGCAUCUACCCAGAAAAGUAUGAGUCCAUCCAUUGGCAGAGUAAUUGAGAUCAUAGAAGGGAUUUUACCAUAUAGGGUCUCAGAAACACAAGCUGGCUACACAGUUCGUCAUUUCCAGUGGAAAACUUCUGAACUCUCUCUCAUUCUUCAAGACUUUGUCCAAACUUGCCAAGACUUAUUGGAUGGAAAUGCCAACCUUGAGAAAUUUGGCCAGCAUAUAGUUUGUACCUUGGAAUGGAUCGUCAAUCACUGUUUUUCUCUUCAGGACGUUUCAAGCAUGGAGGAUGCAAUCAAAAACCAUUUUGAAUGGAGUGAUGACUCACGGGGCGAGUGUGAGGUGGGACCCUCCCCUCAUUUGAUGAUUGAAUCAUGCGACCGUAAAAGUUUUUCACAAGUGGAAGAAACUCAAUCGAAGACAGUUGAGACUGAAUCAUUGAUUGUACAGCUUCAAGAAUCAGAAAGCACAAUCAAUAGUCUCAAAAUGGAAGUGGAAAACCUUAGAGGCUUAAAGUUAGUGAUGACUGAGGAUGAAGAUGAAAAACAUGAGAUUAUUAGAGAAGGACUUGAGGUGCUGAUUGAAUCAACCAAACAGGAAUUGAAUGAAGCAUGUCAGAAGUAUUCUCAUCUACAAAGCAUCACAAAUGAAGAAAUUCCUCAGCACGAUUCGGAAAAUGAAGAACAGCUGCGCCAAAAUGACCUGGAAAUUGAAGCAGCUUCUGAAAAGUUGGCCGAGUGUCAGGAGACUAUAUUAAACCUUGGAAAGCAAUUGAAAGCCUUGGCUUUACCAAGAGACACAUCCAUUUUUGAUAAUGUCAUCUCUACCCCUGUGAAAAACCUGGGGCGUCGCUCAUCUCUGCUUGACAUAAUGUUAGAUGAGGAUAAUGGUGGUCAAUGUUGUCAGUCUCCCAAUACCAAGGAGCUUACUUUGAAUGGCAAUAGGCAUUCUGCUUUAGGUACCAGCAACGCAAUAGAAUUCCCUCCAGAAGAUGUUCCAUCUCCAAUUGGAAAUAGAAACACAGUCGAAGAGAAAGAUUACGUUGAUUCCUUAACCAUCGUUUCUAGUAAGAAGAGGAAUGGAGGGUUGUUGAGUAAGGUAUUUUGGAAGUUGCAAAAAGAUCAUCUCAUAAGCUGCAUAAAGGAUUGAUUAAUGGUCAAAGCAAUUUUGGAAUGGAAGCUUGCAGAUCCUAUCCGGCUUGUAGUGGGAAGUAAAUUUUGUUUACCCUUUUUUGUUGUUUCCCACGGAAUGUAGAUGUAAAGUAUCUUCAUUGCUUGUUAAUAAAAUGAGAACUGAGAAGGCAAUUAUCCUUGACCAUUUCCCAAAUAGUUUAAGACCUUGAUGUUAAUAAUACAUGUACAGAGGAAGGAUUCCUCGGUAAUAAUAGCUGAAGUAAUAAUAAAGAAACUGUAGUUAGUUUUU
Molecule: messenger RNA, 3029 nt
Organism: Cuscuta europaea
Lineage: Eukaryota; Viridiplantae; Streptophyta; Magnoliopsida; Solanales; Convolvulaceae
Source: the annotation of a GenBank genome assembly